Messenger RNA from Lactuca saligna, 972 nucleotides. The record is from the annotation of a GenBank genome assembly. Lineage: Eukaryota; Viridiplantae; Streptophyta; Magnoliopsida; Asterales; Asteraceae.
AUGAUCAAUGAAGUGUGGACCACAUCUAAAUGGAAACGUUUAUCACAAUCAGGGAAAAAUAACAGAAAUAAAUUAGAAGAUGGCUCUGUUUCCAAACAUACCGAGGGUUCUAUAUCUAUUCGUCAACAUAAGAAAAGAAUGCAAGCAAUGCUUAAACGCCCUCCUACAGGAGUUGAACUUUAUGCAAGGUUGCACACUAAAUGGUCUACUCAAGAGUAUAUUACACCAAAGGCAGCUAAAGUUAAGGAGGCUUAUGAAAGUGCUAUGGUGGCUAAGUUUGGUGAUGAUACUAGUUGUCACCCCCUCUUGGAUAAUGAAACAUGGUGUGAAGUUUCCGGAGGAGUCAAGAAAGGAAGAAUAUAUGGAUUCGGAUAUGUGUCUAAUCCAGCGAGCUUUUUGGAAGGAACAUCUAGUACAAUAACAUCCCAAGAGGUUGUCUAUGAACGUGUACGAAACGAGAUGCGUGACGAAAUGGAUGCUAAAGCUGCAGAAAUGGAAGCUAAACAUCAACAAAUACAUGAGGAAAUGGAUGCCAAAGCUGCAGCAAUAGAUGCCAAACAACAAAUUGAUGCAAAAUAUGAAGCAAUGGAGAAGAUGUAUGCAGCCUUGCAAAAUAUGAUGGGAAAUUGAAAAUUAGAGGUAAUAUGAUGUUAACCAUUAGUAUUUGAUGUUUUUGAAUGACUUGAAUGAGAACCGAAGAUGAUUGGAUGGAUAUGAAAUGAAGAGAGCAGCUAAAAUGUUAUUUUGAAGGUUAAACUUUUUUCUGUUUGUACCUCUUUUGCAUACUUUGGAUUUCUUGGUGCUAAAAUGUUAUUUUGAAGUUAAACCAUUGGGAGUUUGAUGUUAUAAGGAUAGUUUCGUUUUUGGAUGUUUUUUGAAUGACACUUUGGUAAACUUUGAUAGUUUUGGUGUUUUAAUGCUUGGUUGUAUCAUUAUUUGAUGUUCUUUAGUAUAAUAAUUUGAUGAUUAUAG